Molecule: messenger RNA, 4453 nt
Organism: Aegilops tauschii subsp. strangulata
Lineage: Eukaryota; Viridiplantae; Streptophyta; Magnoliopsida; Poales; Poaceae
Source: RefSeq, a predicted model, not a curated record
ACAGGCCCGCACAAUCACCGUAACCAAGCUACGCGGCCGCAUGCUGUAGGGGGGUGCGGCCACUAACGCUGCAAGGUGCGAAGCCAAGGGGCGCUCCUCGCAUGGCCGCGCGUCCACCUUCCUUUUCUCACCUCCCACAGCGCCGUGACAACCAUGGCCAUGGGCGGGUCUGGGAGCUUGGUGGAGCAGCAUCAUCAGCUGUGGAAUAUUGGUUGUAGCAAAUUCAAUCACCGGUGGUAGCAAAAAUCUACUACGGUUGCAGCAAAACGGCGUCAUCGCCAUCACGAGUCGCAGCUGAGAUAAGAAGCUUGAAGCUUUUUUCAAUGCGGUUGUAACUUUUAUAACUGUCGGUUGCAACUUUCGUUUUUCGUCCAUGGCUUCGUUUCCACGAUUGAAACUUUUUUUAUAGUCGGAUCAAGCUUUUUUCGUUGCUAGAUGAAGCUUUUUUUGUCACCGGUUGUAACUUUUCUUGGUCAUCCAUACCUCCAGUCGUAUACUGGUUGAAGCUUUUUUCAUAGCCGGUUGAAGCUUUUCCUAUCGCUAGUUGUAGCUUUUUUCGUCAUUGGUUGUAGCACUGGGCUUCUCCCCCGGUGCUCGAUUUUUUGUUGCAAGCCGCACACCGGGGAUGAGCAGCGGCGAGCAUGCCGGCAAGCUUCAGUCGUCGCAACCGGAGCUACAAUGGUCUCAACAAGAGCUUCAACCGCGGGGUGCGGCUGUUGCACGGGGUAAAGCAACAAGGACGGACGGCGGUGGUUGGGGCUGGUGACUGGGAUGGUGGCCGGCGGGGACGAGGGCGGACGGCUGUGACGAGGACGGUGGCCGGCGGGACGAGGGCGGACAGCUGCGACGAGGACGGCAGCUUCGUGGACGAGGGCGGCCGGCGAGCUGGCUGGCAUAUGGAAGAUCACGGGGCAGUGGGGAUGAACAGAUGGCAUGACUUUUUUUUUACCAGCGCAGCAAUUGGGGAAGAUGCAAUCGUGCGACUAUUAUGAAACGCAUCUUACGUCUACGGUACGACCGGCCGAAUUAUUCGACCGGCGCACCGGCGCAGAUCAGUGCCUUUUCUAUUUCCCUCGGUUGCUUCCCUCCAUUUUUUUCAUUUCCCUCCAAAAUAAGCUAACUGCCCAAAAAUCCUCCGCACCUCUCCCCAUCUAUCUCAACAGCACAAGUCCUGGGUUUCUCUUCCCCAACACCUCUGCCGGCUGGCGGCGGCAGGCGAUUCUCCGCCAUCUCUCCGAUUGCAGGUUAGUGCCUCCUUCGCACGGCCUCUCUCUUGCAUUCGACCUCCUACUGGGCUGAUCAGUCCGGCCACCGCGUUCGCGCACCUGUAAUCGCUCUGCCAUAGCGCGCACAGCGCCGCGUCCUCUGUUCCGGGGUCUUCAACCGGAUCAAGCCAUCGAGGGCAGCCGCGGCACCCAGCAGCUGGGGAACCCGAAGCGUUGGGCUGGGUCGUCGAGGCAACGCAGGCGUUCGCUCGCUGCUGCCAUGUUUCCCAUUCCUUGCCUUGCCUUAAUACAAAUCGGGUUGACUAGAAUCAAGGCAUGAAACCAGGCAACUAAUUAAUUAGUUAACCCACCAUACCACGCUUCGUCUAUUUGGGCCGUGUUCCGCUUGUCGAUUUUGUCAGUUAACAGCUGCUGAAGUAGUUCUUCAGUUUCGUCAGUUUAGGUUGUGUUUUUCCCUUUCCGUCAGUUUCGUCAGUAGCAAGUUUCUUCAGUUAGCAGAAAAUAAGCUGAGCUGCGACUCGGCGUAGUUUGUUAGCACUUUCCGCGGCCCUGACCUGAUCGUGGGAUGGCACGAAGGAGACGGUCAUGGCCGCAUCGCGGGGAGCGCUGGGAUGACAGCGCUCACGACCCGGACGUGCCUUGUUUCUUGUUUUUCAGUUGGUCUCUCUAAUUGCUGAAUAAGAAGGAAUAGAGAGCAGAAAGUUGUGAGGUUGAACGCGGCACAAAACUCCAUUGGCUCCCUCGUGUGAGCUCGAGCGCUAGGUCUGACAGAUUUGCUGGUCUAAGGAGUAGUUAAUUGCAAGUCUAACUAGCACGUGACAAUCUGCAUUAGCUUGUGGGUCAAUGUUGUGAAAUGUAUUACUACUUGAUCAGUGGUAUAUGUAGACCAGUGCUCAACUACAUGCUAGUUUGACUAAAUUUACAAUGUUUUUAACUUUAUGUUUUGGUUUUCUCAUGGAGCAGAUAUGACACGAAGUAAACUUCAUGUUGUUGAAUGCAAUGAUGAAUACAUGGCGGAGGAACAUAUUGAACAUGAGAAUGCCAUGCCUAAAGAUGCUGAUUCAUCUCAUGUUCAACCAUCAUCUUGUAAUAGCGAAGAAGGCUUGACUGAUAGUGAAGAUGAAGAGGACCAGGAUGACAGUGCUGCUAAUGAACAAGAUGAAGAUGGAGAAACAACCAAGCGUGGCAGGACAAGGCUAAAAGAAAUAUGGAAUCUUCCAAAAGGGCAGAGAAUUGUGGUCCAGUGCAAUGAACUAAACCAGCCAAUUGGAACAGAAGCUGGACGUCUUGCGAAUUUUCUUGGCACGGUUGCUAGGAAUGGAAAAUUGUGUAGUUUGAGCUACAAGGACUGGAGAAAACUAAUAGGAGAGAGAGAAAAAAGACCAAUGAACAAAGAAACAAAAGUGAUAUACUAGCGCAAGUAAAGAUGAGAUUUCUUACCCUUCUCGCUUGGAAAAGUAUAUAUUAAAGAAAAUUGGAGAUAGAUGGAGGCAACAUAAGUCAGAUCUGAAAGCACUGUAUUUUGAUGCAAAUAAGAGCAUGGAAGCGAAUAACACCAAUGUUCCAAAGGGUGUGAUUAAGGAUCAGUGGAUUACUCUGGUCAAUAAUUCGAUGACCCCAAAGGCACAGGGGAUAAGUGAGAAAAAUAGGAACAACUGUGCGAUGAGGAAGUCGAAACACACGGCUGGAACUAAGAGUUUUCCACGAGUUAGAGAACAGCUGAGACUAAAGGAUCCGGAAAAGAAGUACCCCCACAGGGUUGUCUUAUACAUGCAUACCCAUCAGCACAAAAGCGACAAGAAAAUGAAUGAACAAGUGGUUGAUUUGAAGAAACGGAUAGCAGCGAAUCCAGAUUUAGUAGAUACUAGUAGAGGAAAGACAGCAUGGAAAGGAGAUGUUUUGAAUGCAGUACUUGGCGCAGACAAGCCUGGACAUGUACAUGGCCUCGGACUAGUUCCGAAUCCAAAUCAAGUCUUUGAUGUGUCAACUUCACGCCACUUUCAGAAUAUACACCUUAGUUCAUUGGAGGAUACAUCGAAUGAAGAUCUUUUGGCUGUCAGACUUAAGAUGGAGAAGUUGGAGAAAAGAGUGGAAAACCAAGAUGCCGAAAUUCUGGAACUAAAAGGGAAGACAAAAAACUCUGAAGGACAGGGUUCUUUGGAUCAGAUAUCUAAAUCUCGAGAUGUUCCUUCUAUUGCUAAGACAAUUUCAAAGAGAAAAAGAAUUUAUGGCGACGGUCAUAGUCAACAACUUGGUACUGUUGGGCAGCAGAAUAAUGUGAAGAGCAAGGAAACAUUUCUCGAUGACAGGGAGAUGCAACCAUCAUACAAACGUCCUGCUGUGGAUAGAGCAAUGAGUCUUUCAUCCAGGAUGAAAAUGUGCAACAAGAGAAGGAAAACACUAGUGCAGAUAAGGGUUCUUUGGACAGUAUAUAGCGAUAGUCGUAGUCAACAACUUGGCACCGUUGGGCCGCAGAAUAAUGCGAUGAGCAAGGAAAACUUUCUCUAUGACAUGGAGAUGCAACCAUCAAACAAACGUCCUUCUAAGGAUAAGAACAAAGAUACUUCUAUCCAUGAUGAACAUGUGCAACAAGAGAAGGCAAACACUAGUGCAGAUAAGCUUCGUUGCCAGAACACUAGUAAGAUCUCAAGAGGAGCUAAUGCAACAAAGCAUGCCAAUAAACAACAAUGCAGUACAACAAAUUGCCUGGGUGCCGACUCGAUAGAUGUUGGCACUGUAGUCUUUUUGAAGAGCUUGGGAAAUCCAAACAGGAAUGUUGCUCUUGGUACGCUCCAAAGCAUGGACCCAGAAUAUAAAGUUGAGGGUGUUCAUCUUGGUAACCAAUUCUGGGCAGUGCGAGUUGAUGCUACAUUAGCAAAAUCUGAUCAGUUGAUACGACCACUAAAAAAGGUCAACAUUAUUGGUCAUGCAGCAGGAUUAAUUAUCGCAUGGCCUUCAACCUUUAUUGCUAAGAUAAAAUUGAUGAUGUAUGGCCCAGAUGUUGAUUGCAAGGUGGACAAUGGGCUCCUAUUUGUUAGUCUUGUGUAGUGUUUUAGGAUGUCAUUUCUAGUGUCAAUGUUUCAAACAUUAUGUUUUAGAAUGGUUGUGGCGUUGAUUGAAACGUCCAGACUUAGGGUACUAUGUAGUAUCACUUAUUGUAACCUUGGGAUCAUGUUAUUUGUAAUGCAACAAAGUCAAUUUAAUAUACGAGACCUUUAUGUUCAUUA